AUGUCAUCAGAACCAGCCCAGAUCACCAUCAACGGAGCCACCUUCUCCAGAUACGAAUGCCAGGUCGCCUGUGCGAUCAAGCUCUGGAUCAAGAACGCCAACAGCGCCGUUCCCAGCGACGAGACCCUCGGCUACAUUGUCAACUCUCUGCGCGGAAAGGUGAAUGGAACAGCCAUGCCCUGCCAGAACAUCAUGCCCCAGAUCCAGCGCCAUUCCCAAGAGGGGGUGAGGUCGAUCUAUAUGAGCGUGUACGUCAACAAAUCGUAUUGGAACAGGGAAGCGAGUAGGGUAUACUACGCGUGGUUGAAGCAGAACGACAAUAUUGUGAAGAGAUUGAAAGCUACAGGUGCCCUCGCGCCAUUCCUCAACCCAGAUGGCACUCUGAAGACUCAGGCUUCCUCCACGUCUUCCUCUUCGGGUUCCUCUUCCAAUACUCCAAAAUAG
Molecule: messenger RNA, 444 nt
Organism: Letharia columbiana
Lineage: Eukaryota; Fungi; Ascomycota; Lecanoromycetes; Lecanorales; Parmeliaceae
Exons: 2
Coding region: 1-444 (147 amino acids)
Source: RefSeq, a predicted model, not a curated record